This is a messenger RNA of Trichoderma aggressivum f. europaeum, 741 nucleotides long. RefSeq lists its product as uncharacterized. Bases 1 to 741 code for a protein of 246 amino acids. The record is from RefSeq and is a predicted model, not a curated record. The transcript has 3 exons. Lineage: Eukaryota; Fungi; Ascomycota; Sordariomycetes; Hypocreales; Hypocreaceae. Gene Ontology annotation, molecular function: FAD binding.
AUGCCUUCUACAGGAUUAUCUAGAAACACCCUUUAUACGCGCGAAGCGCUGUCGGCUGAGGAAUCACUUGGCUACCAAUAUUCCAAUUCACUGCUGCAAAAGUCUCACGAUGAGGUGCUCAAAAUAAUCCCUCUAGCUGCUAUCGUGAAGAAAGGUUAUCUGACCUUCUGCUCGCUGCAUAACGUCGCGUCUGACGGAAAAUCCGCGCGGUACUACUGGAUCAUGUGGCAAUCAGACUCCACCAUUGCCGAUCCAGACCACUGGCUGCACAAGGCCACCCAACAAGAGAAGUUAGACCAUGCUCGCGAGGUCAUAGGCAAUUGGGAACCCAAGUUUCGCGAGAUAUUUAGCCUCACCCCUGUUAAGGGCGUCAAAACAGAGACUCACAUCUGGCGCAACCUCGAGCUUUCUAGUCUGCCAGCUGGCCGGGUCGGUUUAAUAGGCGAUGCGGCCCACGUCAUGAUGCCCUUCCGUGGCGAGAGAGGAUAUAACACAUUCAUCGACGCCAUAGCCCUUGCCAAGAUCUUAGACCGACUUGAUAAAGAAGACAAGGCUCAUGAUAUCGAAUCGAUCAAGACUUAUGUUAACGAGUACAAUGCCAAGAUGCUGGAGCGCGGGGUGAAAUCUGUGCAACUUUCGCGAGAGCGGGUCGACAGGUCGAAGGUGAAUGCCAAGAAGCCGUUGCUUGCACCUAUGAAAGUGAUCCCAUUCUCAGAAGUCGUUCUGGAGGUCGCGGCCUGA